Messenger RNA from Pecten maximus, 1425 nucleotides. RefSeq names its product histone H2A. The record is from RefSeq and is a predicted model, not a curated record. The transcript has a single exon. Gene Ontology annotation, cellular component: nucleosome. Gene Ontology annotation, molecular function: protein heterodimerization activity; structural constituent of chromatin; DNA binding. Bases 994 to 1371 code for a protein of 125 amino acids. NCBI's taxonomy places the organism in Eukaryota, Metazoa, Mollusca, Bivalvia, Pectinida, Pectinidae.
CCGGAGUGGUCCGGGUUGUAGACCCCCUGUGACGAGGAACGUGGUAUCUACCUUCUAAAACAUGUACCUAAAUACACCAACACACACCCCGAAUAUAGAUGUGGGGACCUCCCAUGCCAAUACCAUCUGGCAACUCCCCUUUCUAAACCCCCUUCCUCCCCUCCUAUCCUUUCCUCUUACUAUUACUAAUCGCUAUCAACUGUGCUUUAUGUACAUAGCACUGCUCCAGUAGGGUAGGCUUGUAGAUGAUUAUACACAGUAAUCAACAGUCUCCCGAAAAACAGUCUUUGUAUAAUAACUCGCAUUAUCACGUAAUCCAAAUUUCCUAUGCUUACCCAAGCCCAGCACUACCUCUUUAUAAUCACCCUAUAACUACACUCUACAUAACAAACUAGUCUGAUCUAUACCCUACCCCUUACCCAUUCGAAAACACCAUGGUUAGCAAUACAAAAUGGUGUCUAGAAUUCCUACUAUCAAUAACAAAACUAUAUCCCACUAACAAACUAUACCAAAUAUUUCAAACCAAUCUAUACUCUAUCUCACGCUAUCUUCUACACUUCUUGUCCUUCGGAAGGGACGUUAAUCCGGGGUCCGGUGUACGGUGAGUCACGCCGUGCACGUUAAAGAUCCUCUGCUGGUAUUCGAACAAGAGUAGGCUAAUUGCUAGCCGCCACAGAGUAUAGGUUCAUAUAGGUCUAGAUUAGGAUAAUGUAGGGCAUUAAGGCAAUUCAGUGACAGGACAAAUUUUUUUUUUUUUUUUUUUUUUUUUUUUAGACAUAGAGAUAAUCGUCUGUCCCUCUCAUAUUAGAUCAUUUGGCGAUGACGAAAUGCGAAAUUGCUCCCUAUUUAGUGCCCCGACCCACCCCUUUCCCCUUAGUGUCCUAGGCUCGGUUAUAACCGGAACAAGGACGUUAAGCCCCAUCAAUCAAUCAAUCAAUCAAUUUUACUCAUUUCUGCUAUAUCUGUUUACAGUAACUAGCCGAACAUAUCAAGAUGUCUGGACGUGGUAAGGGAGGAAAAGUAAAGGGAAAGGCAAAGAGCCGAUCAUCCCGUGCCGGACUUCAGUUCCCAGUCGGACGUAUCCACCGUCUGCUCCGCAAGGGAAACUAUGCCGAGCGAGUUGGAGCCGGAGCACCAGUGUACUUGGCUGCUGUCCUCGAGUACUUAGCUGCUGAAGUUUUGGAAUUGGCAGGAAACGCCGCCAGAGAUAACAAGAAGACCAGGAUCAUCCCCCGUCAUCUCCAGUUGGCCAUCAGGAACGACGAGGAGUUGAACAAACUGCUGUCCGGUGUCACCAUCGCACAGGGUGGUGUUCUGCCCAACAUCCAGGCUGUUCUUCUCCCCAAGAAGACCCAGAAACCCGCCAAGUAGACGGUUCCAGUGUCAUUCUGCACAAACAAAAACGGCCCUUUUCAGGGCCACCCA